Rotaria sp. Silwood1 is the source of this 504-nucleotide messenger RNA. The record is from the annotation of a GenBank genome assembly. NCBI's taxonomy places the organism in Eukaryota, Metazoa, Rotifera, Eurotatoria, Philodinida, Philodinidae.
AUGACUGUUGUUAUUCAAACACGUGAUCGUUGUCGUAUUUGUUUUUCAUUACUUUUACGUGAUCGUUCAAUAUGUUGUCAAAAAUCUUAUGAUUUAUUUAAACAUAUUGAACGACGAAAAAUUCCAUUUAAUAAAUUAAAUUCAUAUCAAAUUAAAAUACGAAAUCAAACUGUUUGUUUUCAUGAUUUAAUUUUACGUUAUUUACAUACACAAAUACAUCAAACAAGAAAUUUUUCAAAUUUAAUAUGUUAUAAUUGUUCAAUAAUAUUAUUAGAUAUUGAACAAUGUGCUAAAUAUUUACAUAAAAAAAUUAAUCAAGUUAAAAUUAAAUUAAAUAAAACAAAUCGUCUUCGAACAUCAUCAUUAUCAGCAACAUUUCAAAAGAAAAAACAACAAACAACAAUUAUUAAACAAGAACAAUUACCUAUUAUUAAUUCAGAUUCUGAUGAAGAAUUUGAUAAUAUUGAUGAUGAAGAGGAUAUAUGCUCAUCAUCAUUAAAUUAG